AUGGAGCCUGCACCGGCGUCCUAUUACGGACCCCUGGAUAAAAACAAUCCAGUUUUAUCAACUUUUCAAAGUGACCUUAAAGAGAUCAAAGCUUAUAUAAAGAAACUUUUAGGGUCUCCAAACGUGGACCACCGGUCCUACUCCAGAGGGUCCAUAAAGCUGUUUGAAACAUGGAACAAAUAUAAAUCUCGCCUCCCUACACCUUAUUUUGAAGAGCAUCUGAUGAAAAUAGCAGAUUUCCUCUUUGCCAAUAAGCUUUACAGACUUGCUCUCUGGCAAGGCUACAGACUCUAUCUGCAGCAGUUUUCCACUAUAAGCUUGGAGAGCAUAGAAGAUGUGGAACAUUUCAAGCAGACUUACUUUUCGGAUGGUCUUGAUACAAAGAGAGCUCCACUUACGCUUCGAGCUCUUCAGGGAGAAUGUCAAUGCAUCUUCCAUUUGGAGAGAGAGAAAGGCGAACUGCCAGACAGCAGUGGUGUCCAGAGGAUGCUGAGCAUCCUGGGAUUUCUGCGGAUUCUGAUGCAGGCUGUUCUGCCCUAUGAAAGCCUAUGCUGGAUAUUGUACAAUGGAUCAUUGCACAUCUACAACAUAUGCAGAUUCCUGAUGUCUGUGGGUCAUGCAACAGAGGUUUUAGAGUACUUACUAUGGGCUUGUACAUGCCUCGAGACCUCUAUUCCUUUGCUGAAUCCCAGCUUCCUGUCAUGGAGGGCCACACUGUAUUGUGCAGUGUGUGAAUGUUAUUUUUAUGACCAGGCGGCAGUUCGAGCAGAGGUUUUUGCACGAAGAGCUCUCGGCAAGAUAAGUGAACUGAUCGAGCUGGAGGAGAUGACUGGCUCUCCGAUGCCAUCUGAGACCCAACAAGCUUAUAAAGAGACCUCUAUAAAACUUGCCGUGAUAGUGUUUAAGCGUGCAGUGUACGAGCACCGCAGGAAACCAAAAGGUCUCUUCAGACCCAAACAGAGGGCAACUUUAAAAGAGCUACAGCAAGGUCCAUGGCCUCGCACACCUACUGAGCGUAUGCUGAUGGAAAUGUUUGACGGUAAUGCUGCUCAGUUCCUGGCCGUGCUGGAAGCUUUAUAUGACAGCUCUGUCAGGCCUCUUCAGACCGGCAUGCCUGAAGAAUUUGAGGUCCAGGAAGUGGUGAUGGAGCUCAUAUCAGCUGGCAUUACCUUACUGACUGGUUUUGGUUCCCAACACAUUUUUGAUGUGAGUUUACCUUCCUCUUUGAAUGCAGUCACCUCUGCUGCCACUCUAAAUGAGAUGGCUGUAGCUGGUGAUAGUAAGAUCUCAGUAGACGCUGCGGUGAAGUUUGUGAAGCAGCUCUUCAGAUAUGAACAGUGGAGCAUGUUUGGCUCACUCGCUGCUGCCCUUAUGUCUACACUCCACAACAUAGAAUGUCGCCUGUACAGGAAAUACGAGCAGGAACUGACGCUUUUAAAAGCUGUGGAAUGUUUGAUCUCCAGUCAGCGAGUUAAAUUUGUAAUGAAAGAUGCUGGUCAAGCUGAUAAAGACAGGAAUACUGGGUCUGCAACCAUGACAGAACAAUUCUUCAAUGUCAUUCAGACACUUCACGCUUGUGUCUGCAGGGCAGACAAGGAUAUCCAGCCGGAUGCUGAUUUGGUGCUGGACAUCGUACUGUUCUUUUGGGCUAAAUGCAAAACGGUAUUUCAAAGAGCACAGAUGAGGCACGAUGUACGUUACCUGGAAAAGAUGGACAACCAUGACCAGUGGGUGGAGACCCUUUGCCUGCUGUGUGAAGUGGCUCAUGAGCACCAGCUGGCUGAAAUAGACUUUAUAUCAGUGGCUGAAAUGACUCUGAGACUGGCCAUGGUGCUGGAAAGCCUUGCGGAUGCCCUGCCACGGUCAGGAAGGAAAACAGAUGGCGGUGAAGAAUCCACCCCUAUUGGAAAACCUGAAAGCACACUUUAUAUGAGGUCCAGAGUAGAGCAACUGCAGACUGCAUUGGAUUUGGCGAAGCGAGGUGUGGAGUGUGUGUCCAGGUGUAGGGCCAGGUUAUCCAGUGGGGGUUCUGCGGUCUUUGAUGAGGUGUUUAUGCAGAAGUUCCAGAUUCAGAGAGAUCCAGAGGACAGUAGUACACCUGACCUUACUGUCCUUGCCACGGACUUACAUCUGGAGCUGCUGGUUUUCCAACACAGGCUUUCCCUAAAGCUAUGUGACACCUGUCCAGAUACAAGUUUGAUGGAAGUUGAGACCCCAGAAACAAACAGACUCACAGAAGAGUCUGCGGUAGUUGAAAAAAUCAAGAAGAACAAAAUCUCAAAAUGCGUUUUCCUGACUCAGAAGGCCUUAGUGACCUUCAGGAAGGACCAGACUAACAAAGAAACCAAGAAAAUACUUGAGGAAGCCAUUACACUGAUGGAAAGAGCAGAGCUGGAGGAGAGAAAGCUGGUUAGUUCUUCAUCUCCUCCAGAGAGCGGUUUAGGAGCGGUGGAGAAGAAACAACCUCCACCAGCCCCAAUACUCCUCUCACGCUCCCACCUUUCCAUGACCUUCACACCAGCACCGUAUGCACUUGAGGAGGAGGUUUGCUGGUAUUGUAUUUAUGGAAAAGAGGCGGAGGGGGUCAACCUAAAAGUGCGUUUUAAAGACUGCCAUCUGCGUGGGACUGGAGAAAUGAUUCCUGCCCGAAGUAACCGGCUACUUCAAGUAAGCUGUUUGGAGACAAAUCAAAAGUAUAUUUUUGCUGUGGCUGCUUUUGAUGCUCAGGGAAGGAUGUUGGGUAGUGGUAUUGGAGAGACCACUAGGCCUCUGUUGGCAUAUUUGCCUCUGUCCCUGCUUACAACCUGGGCCCACAUUGCACAGGUGUCAUAUCAAACAGGACUCCACACCCUCGCCAAAAGAGCUUGUAAAGAACUUUGGAACCACUUUACCUUUCCAGCAAGCCUAGAUCCUGAGGGCCCGAAGCCAGAACAAGGAGCCUGUCUUGAAGGACUGGCUCAGACAAGGCUCCGCCCAGCAACCGUACAGAUCUCAUCUCCCAUCCUGCAUCAGCUUUUUCUUUCCACCAUUUUUAUCCAGACUGAUAUUCACAUUCAGGAGGGGGCGCUAUACUGUGACCACCUUAGUGAUGGGGGGCCUUUAAUAUGGGGCCAGGAGGCCAGGCUUGCAGAGUGUGAACGGAUGCUGGUGGCCAUAGAUUUUUCUCUGAACAUCAAUGACAGUAGUAACACCCUGCAAGCUGUAGUGAACUGUUACGGCCUUCUCGCUCCAUUAAUCUACCAUCAGAUCCCAUCAGAGCUUGUCAUAGAGGUUCUGCUCAAGUGCUUCACAGUCCUCCUGGAGAUCCCAGAACUGUUCAAGCAGAAACGUCCAGCGACCACAGCAGAGUCCCUCCUGCACAUGGUUGCCUGUAUGAUGUACUAUUUAGCCAAGAGCCUGAACUUUACUCAGGAGACUCGUAUGGCAUCUUCUGUGAUAGAGUUGGGAAAGAAACUGCUUCAGGAGAUCACUGAACCGUCACUUGCACCCCCCAGAAAAACACCAUCCGCACAGAAGAAGAUUGAGGAGCUACAUGAACACAUUAAGGCUUUAAAUGGCAUUGUUGUGAAAACCAUGCAAGCAGGAGACUAUGAUGUCACUUCCUGUAACAAAACAGCAUCUCAUGGUCAUGUCCUCACAGGACAGGAAGACCCAGUUGUACUCUACAAAGAGAUUGAAAACAAGCCCCUCCAGAACGCCUUCCAAGAGGUGAUGAAAUUCAAGCAAAGGUCUUGUUUUCUGGAGUUUGUGUUAUGCUUACUCCAUAAAGCCCUUCAAGAAGAUGAGCUAGAUUUGGUUAUUCAGUGGGAGCAAAACAUCUUGGAUUGGCUCAGCAGACGCGAUGAGGCUCUAUUAGCACUAAAAAACCAUCACAGCCAGGCAGGGGAAGAGUUUAAGGAGUUCACAACAUCUGUGAUCGAGUACAACACCAAGAAACAAGGUAACAUCUUUUUGGGUGGCAAAAAGUUGCGACGGAAGAAACUGUUGAGUGCAUUCGAAUGCCAAAACUCUGAAAGGGAGAUCAAAGCGGUGGACAUUUUGCUAAAUCAACUAGCUGCAUUUAUCAGAAGACACCAACAUGCCGGGAAGCUAAGGAAGAUCCGCUCAGAGGAUUCACUUUGGCGUUGUCACAUCAACUUAAGCCUGGCGUGUGCAUACCUUAGUCUGUUGAGGAGGAACCUUGGACCACCUCCUCAGCUUUGUUUCAGUCAUCUGCCGCUGUCAUUCUUCUCUCUGGCCCACUGUGGAACGAUGGUGAUGUGGAAGAACGUUCCACAGCACAUCAGGACACCUGAACUUCCACCUACCAAAGCAGUGUCCCAUCCUGGAUGUGUGAGGCACAAGGUUAAGAAUACUAACUAUGGAGCAUCAAACACCAGUGAUGAGGAAAGUGAAACAGAAAGCGAAAUGCCCUCAAAGGUCCAGUGCACCCACAACCCUGAAAGCAAUGAGCUACAUUCGGUCAAUGGCCCUCCUGAAGGUCAAAUCACAUUUCAGUUACUGGAAACGCUCAAUAAAGCCUCUAUAAACAUCCGCAGAGCCAUGGUGUUGGCACAUCGCUGGGGACAAUGGACGACCUUACAAUGGGCCUGUCGGAUUCUGUGGGACCAGUCCAGCACAUUGGUCCUGAUGCUGGAGCGACUACACAGCCCUGAUGUCCAUAACAGACAGCUGACAAUGGAGCAGUUAUACACAGUCAUAACUCCUCUUCUGGUGUUGGCCACAGAUCUUCUCAUGGACAUGAUGGAGAAACUGAAGUUGUGGAACGUUUAUGAUACAGAGGAGGAGGAGCUAGAGGCCAGUCUGUACUUCUCUGCCCCGAUGGAUGAUGGGACAGUGGUAGAUCUGCGCUGGCUGAGAACUUUAGUGCUACACACACUAGAGCUUUUGUACUACCAGGCCAAGUGGGAGAAUCUUGCUCAUCUUGCUCUACUUUACAACACAUACACAAGGGAGCGUUACUCUCACAUUGUAACGCCUCUCCUGGUGCAUGCACAGAGGAGGCUGUUGGACAGGAUCAGUUACUUUGGGGGACCUCCAGACCCCCAGCCUCACUUCACCCACACUGAGACGAACAAUGGAAAAAAGGUGACCUGCAGGACCUAUGCAGGUGAACAGUUGCGGUUUCCUCGUGGAAAAGACCGGUUGAUCAGAAACGAUUUCCUGACAGAGUCUAAGGAACUUGCAGAUGCGAGAACAGCCAUGUGUCUGGUGUGUGUACCUCUGGAUGUUGAUGACACACUGAAUUGUUUCAGAGAGACUCUGGAGAGACGUCGUCACGCACUGUUGACCUUCCAGCACAGCCGAACUCUUCUUCACCUACUGCUGGCGGAUACCCAGCACCCGUACGUUGAGGUGCCGUUCUCCAAGGAACCCAGUGGUGUUCUUCAAUGCAAAGUGGAGUUCAACUUGGCAGCCAGCACUCCUGCAGGCAUCAGUCCUUUAGACCUUUCAGAUGAGGAUUACAGCACUCUGGGCUCCAUCUACAGCACCACCCUGCCUCCAUCCCAGAUUCAGACCAUCCUGUCCUCCUACAACAAUGCCAUUAAAUAUCUUCAAGCAAAUAAAUACAACUCCCUGCAUGUUCAAGCACUCCAUGACCUUGGAAACCUGCAUUUUUAUAAAGGAAAUCGAAAAUCGGCACAUUCUUUCUGGUGUAAAGCCCUAGACUGUGCUCUCCAGAGCUCUGGAGUUCUGCAUUCUUGGGAUGGUGACUCGUGGGACAGCAACACUUCUCAGGAAACCCUGCGGCAUGCUGGGAUAUGGGGGUGUCUUCAGGGAGCAUUGCUUUCAGCCAAGAUUGCACAGCACAUCCUGACCUCCAACAUCAACCAGCGUACAAAAUGCUGUCUUCUCUCUACCAAACUCUUCAAGUGUCUACUGAUGGCCUCUAUGCCCCAUCCGAUGACGGACCUGGCAUACUCCACUUACUUUGUGGAGACAGAAUUGAUUCCAGGGAUUGAUCUCUUCUCUGAGCCGGAUCGAGGGAAUCUUGGAACUACCGUUGCCAGUUUGUCUUUUCUCUGCCAUUGGUUGUAUAACUCAGGGCACUUUCUGAAGGCUCUUCCUAUGCUGACUGUUUUUCUGUAUAUUGCCAAAACACUGUGCCGUGAUCUACACCUCACUGUCACAUGCAGAAUACUAAAGAUAAAGGUCCUGACAGAACUGAGGAUGUUCAGUCAGGCGGUAGAAGAGCUAAAUAGUCUCACAUUUGCUGAAGAAAUUCCCCUGCAUCAUGGUGGCAACCAUAGAGGAACAGGGGAACCUUCUAGGUCAACAAAAAGAUUUAUCGAAGAAGAGCCUCUGUUGGAUCCCUCUAACCUUCAGGUUCUUGAGGACGUGAUUAACAAGAGUCCAAGUGGAGACAUCAUGGCUCUUUAUGGCUCUAAAAUGACCAGGCGGCUCCUGAUGACCAGAGUUCAUUUGAUUUUAGCUAUAUGUAGCACUAUACAUGACUUGCCUGAGCCACCAACACCAGACCCAUCAGAGAAAACUGAAACUGAGGAGAAAAGCUCAGAGAUCUGCCUGUCCGAUGUCCCCAGCGGUGAUGCGGUGGAUUGCAAUACACCACCUAACAAUAUCCAAAAGCCCAGGGGUCUCCAAUUUAAUGCCCAGAAGGACAAACUUACGUUAGGAAAACUCAAGGCCAUACUCCUAAAAGAAGCACAUGCUCUGGUUAGUCCCGAGAUCUUUGCUUCGCAGCAACUGAACACUGAUCCGGAAGAACUGGAGCUCGCAGUGGAUAUCAGACUCUCGAUGUCCAGUAUCAACCAGCAGCAGGGCAGAAUGGCUGCCAGUGCAGAUCUGGCAGUGUCUUCUAUGAAUCUUCUCCAGAGGUCGCCUGUGUUUCAAAGUGAUUUCCGCCCGCUGCCUCCUCCCAGACCCCCUUCCUCUUCCCUCAGACGAUCCAGAUCUAAAGUACACCAGAUCAGUUCACAAGAGCCAAAGUCUAUUCCUAGUCUCCAGAUGGGAGAUGUUCCAGCAUGGGUGGAAGCGAGAGAACGCAUGGAUCGCCUCUUCUGGUUGCGAUGCAGGCUGGCGGUGGUCUGCUCGCUUGUAGGCCAUAUUCCUGGAACAUCCAUCUACGCUGGUGUCGACAGCAGUGCAGAAGCAUUCAGGGUGCUGCAAGAAGGUCUGGAAGAGGCUGACGCCUGGGGAGAUCCGGACACUAAAGCUCUGCUGCUCCUUCAGGGCGUCCAAAUGAACACACACUGUGGAAAAGCCAGAGAGGACAGUACAUCCAUGCUACAAGAGACUGUAAGUUUGCUGUCUGGGCGCAUCGCUCUGUCUCAGCGCUCUCAAAUGGCUCUGGCUGAGGCUGCGUUGCUACUUAGUGAUCUGAGAGGAACAGGAAGUCAGACUCUUCACCGGCUCACACAGAAACUACUACAGCAACAGCUCUCUGCCCUUGGAGAGUCCUUAAAUCUCAAAAAAGGAGGUGAGGUGGAAUUUCAGUCGGAAUGCCCGAAGAACAUUUAUCUUCUGCAGAUACCCCUGCUGGCCAAGACAACCAUGCGGAUGGGUCAUUCUUUGGCAUGGCAGGCUCUGUCAGGUUGUUCAGAAGGAGGUGAGGAGCCCUGGAUGCCCUUGGUAGCUGCACAAGACGUUCUGCAGUCUGCAUUAAACAUCUCACAGGCUUCUGCCCACAGAGACCUCCAGAGGGAGGCUGAUAUCCUCUACUGCACAGGAUGGCUGGGUAGUAGACGUCUUAUUUCGAUGCAAAAAAACGAUCCCAAGAAAAUCCUAGAGGCCUUUUUGCAGUGCGUCUUAUUUCACCAUAGUCAUAGCCACAACCUGUUGCUAAUACAUAGGUGCUACCUUGAAAUGGCGUUGGUCUGCUUGCAGCAAUGGGAGCAGGUAUCCCCACCCCUUGUACAUCUGGCCCGUCCCCCUUCCUCAACACCUGAAGAAACCAGCAAGGAAACAGUUGGAGAGAACUAUCUACUGCUCUUCUGGGUUUGUUUGAGGAUCGCUUUAAAGACAUCAGAAGCUAUUGGCAGAUGUCACAGAUUUCAUGGUUUCAAUGAAGAUGCUGAGGGCCACUUGUCCCCUUCUACAAUAAAAGCCCUACCUGGUUUUGCGCUAAAUGAUCUCCUGCAUCCCUGCGGUGGGCUGGAAAACCAUGGCAAUCUUAUCCUCAGCUCUGACGCAUUUGUGGACACUAAGCAUGAGCUGACCUGGAUGCAAAUGUCCCGCUACUACACACACCUGCUCAACCUACUACAGCUCUCCUCACGACCAGGAGCCAUGAAGGGUGCUGGUGGGCUGACAUCUGUGGCUGGGGAUUGUAAUCUUGCUCUGAGACUUUCACAAUUACACAGCUUCUUCAGCUGUCACUUGCCAUCUUACAGAGAGCAGUGGACCGUUCCUGACCCUCCUGUUGCUCUAAUACUUGAGCCCCAGCUUAUACAGGAAGGUGAACCAGAUCUAUAUUCCUGGGCUAGCACUGACGCCCAGGAACUUUGCAUCCAGUGGCACGGGCCCAUCUUUGAGGAGAACACGAUUCUGCUUGUCUUUGCGGUGAAUAAUGCUCCUCUAUCAGCGAUGAGUCCUAGUGCAGAGGUCAUGGCUGGACUGCAGGCUGGACAGAGCCUGGUCUGUUUGGACAGACUAAAGGCUGUUCAUGCGUUACUUGGCUCACUGUGCGCAGAGAUGGAUGGAAAUGUUUCACCCAUCACCAGUUCAACCUCACCCAUUAGCCCACAAGAAGAACGGAAGAGCAGAACAUCCACCUCCACACCUUCCAGACAGGAGAUGCUUUUGGAGAAGACCACACGUGUCUGCACCGAGAUCAGGGAUUUACUGAAACCUGAUUUUAACUCAACACCCAUCACAGAGUUGCCCUUUGACCCAAGCAUGCAGACUCUUCAUGACCUGGAACACUGCUUUAAUCCCUUAAUAGGGAGCACACUGCGAGACACUGGCUUCAUUAACUGGUUACUCUCUCUUUUGAGUUAAAAACCCUCAAAA
Molecule: messenger RNA, 8970 nt
Organism: Triplophysa rosa
Lineage: Eukaryota; Metazoa; Chordata; Actinopteri; Cypriniformes; Nemacheilidae
Product: cilia- and flagella-associated protein 54-like
Exons: 68
Coding region: 1-8958 (2985 amino acids)
Biological process (GO): cilium assembly
Source: RefSeq, a predicted model, not a curated record